Messenger RNA from Symbiodinium sp. CCMP2456, 2007 nucleotides. NCBI's taxonomy places the organism in Eukaryota, Dinophyceae, Suessiales, Symbiodiniaceae. The record is from the annotation of a GenBank genome assembly.
AUGUUUCUGGUCUACAAGGUGACUGAGGAGGACAUGAAGUUUGUGCCCAAAGGAAAGUUCCAGGUGCCCUUCUCCGUCAUCCCACAGCCCUUGAGGGCUGGAGACUAUCUCGUCACACGACUCCCCGAGAAGAAGGUUGUCUUCUGCAGCCGAAACGCUGAGCAGAUCUUUCUCUCGCGCGAGAAUUUCGAGGUCCAUUUCGCCUUUGCAAGCCCUCUGAUGUACCCGGCCCUCUCCAUCGGCGGUGAGCUUGAAGGCCUCCGCAGUUCCGGUGCAGCCGUUCGAUUGACUUGCGCCACGCGCGAGCUGCACAUCUCUUGCCACACGAUCCAAGUCCGUAGCAAGGACGGAGUGCAGGUGAAUGCGCUGGUGGAGAACAGUCGUGCCUUCAAUGCGGUGUCACCCCAGGAUUUAGCCACCUGGGUCAUCGGUGGCGGCCCUGCGCCACAGCUGCUCGUCCUCCUGAGCUGCUACUCGGAGGUGCGUGCAGAGAAGUCUCUCCUGGACUCGGCAGCCAGGGACUUUACGACCACCUUCUAUGCCGAGCUCCGCACCCAGUGCAAUGUGGAGCGCGCCUUCCGCAUCACACUGGAGAGCAUGCGCGCCUCCAGGGAGCCGGGUGUGGCAAGCGAAGCCUCGAAGUUGGUACUGCUGCCCGAGGAAGCUGCAAAAGAAAGCGCCGAAAAGGCUUCGGAGACAGCAGAGGAUGCGGCAAAGGCAGCUCGACAGGGUGCUCAAGAAGUAGCUGACACCUCUGCUCGUUGCCUGGACAAAGCCUCGGAUGCAGCGGCUGAUGCCGGCGCAUCAGUCCAGCAAGGUGCUAAGGACGUGGCUGACACAUCGGCACCCUAUGUCGAGAAGGCUCGCCAGGGUGCCAAGGACGUUGCUGACGCAUCGGCACCUUAUGUCGAGAAGGCCCGUCAGGGUGCCAAGGACGUUGCUGACGCAUCGGCACCUUAUGUCGAGAAGGCCCGCCAGGGUGCCAAGGACGUGGCUGAGGCAUCGGCACCUUAUGUCGACAAAGCCCGCCAGGGUGCCAAGGACGUCGCUGACGCAUCGGCCCCUUAUGUCGAGAAGGCCCGCCAGGGUGCCAAGGACGUUGCUGACGCAUCGGCACCUUAUGUCGAGAAGGCCCGCCAGGGUGCCAAGGACGUUGCUGAGGCAUCGGCACCUUAUGUCGACAAAGCCCGCCAGGGUGCCAAGGAUGUCGCUGAUGCAUCGGACGUUGCUGACGCAUCGGCACCUUAUGUCGAGAAGGCCCGCCAGGGUGCCAAGGACGUUGCUGAGGCAUCGGCACCUUAUGUCGACAAAGCCCGCCAGGGUGCCAAGGAUGUCGCUGACGCAUCGGCCCCUUAUGUCGAGAAGGCCCGCCAGGGUGCCAAGGACGCUGCCGACGCAUCGGCGCCUUAUGUCGAGAAGGCCCGCCAAAGUGCCAAGGAUGCUUAUGACGCUGCUGGUCCAUGCCUCGAGAACGCGCAGAAGAAGGGGCAGGACAUGGCGGAUGCCUCAGCGCCCUAUGUCGAGAAGGCUCGUCAAGGCAUGCAGGAUGCAUUCGAUGCAUCGAAACCGUACCUUGACAAGGCCCACAAGGGUGCCCAGGAUGUGGCUGACGCCUCAGCGCCGUACGUCGAGAAGGCGCGCCAGGGUGCCAAGGACGCCUACGAUGCUUCUGCUCCCUACCUUGAGAAGGCCCAAAAGAAAGGACAGGACAUGGCCGAUGCCUCAGCACCUUACGUCGAAAAGGCUCGCCAGGGUAUGCAGAACAUGGCCGAUUCCGCGUUGCCUUGGUUCCAGAGAGCCACGGAUGCAGCACGCCAAGGGGCCCAAAAGGUGGCAGAUGCCUCAGCCCCCUACUUCCAAUCGACCUCGGAGCAAGCAUCAAACGCGCCCGCCGCAGCCCACACGAACGCCGAGAAUGCUCUCAACACCUCGGAGAAGAAUUGGGGCUGGCUGUCGUGCGACAGCUGCCAGGCAACUACAUCCGAUGAGGUGGUCGUGGAGCAGGGA